AUGGUAAUGAAAAAAUGGGAAUUUAGGAAUGUGUUAAGCAGCCCCUUCAAUGACCGGCCAAUGUGCAGGAUCUGCCAUGAGGGCAGCAGUCAGGAAGACCUGCUUUCCCCCUGUGAAUGUACAGGGACCCUGGGGACUAUUCACCGCACCUGCCUGGAGCACUGGCUGUCAUCUUCAAACACCAGCUACUGUGAGCUUUGCCACUUCAGGUUUGCAGUGGAGCGCAAACCCAGGCCAUUGGUGGAGUGGCUGAGGAACCCAGGUGCCCAGCACGAGAAACGGACUCUCUUUGGAGACAUGGUGUGCUUUUUGUUUAUCACUCCGCUGGCGACCGUCUCUGGCUGGUUGUGUUUACGAGGAGCAGUGGACCAUCUGCACUUUAGUAGCAGGCUAGAAGCUGUUGGCCUCAUUGCACUCACUGUCGCACUCUUCACUAUUUACCUCUUUUGGACCCUAGUAUCCUUUAGGUAUCACUGCAGAUUAUACAACGAAUGGCGCCGGACCAACCAGCAGGUGAUACUCCUAAUUCCAAAGCCUGCCAACAUCCCCUCCAACCAGCAGUCCCUGCUGGGCCUGCAGUCCCUCAAAAGGAACUCGAAGGAGACAAUUGUUUGA
Molecule: messenger RNA, 615 nt
Organism: Opisthocomus hoazin
Lineage: Eukaryota; Metazoa; Chordata; Aves; Opisthocomiformes; Opisthocomidae
Gene: MARCHF3
Product: membrane associated ring-CH-type finger 3
Biological process (GO): protein ubiquitination
Molecular function (GO): ubiquitin-protein transferase activity; zinc ion binding
Source: RefSeq, a predicted model, not a curated record